This is a messenger RNA of Candoia aspera, 1599 nucleotides long. It is a transcript of the gene TMED1, whose product is annotated as transmembrane p24 trafficking protein 1. The record is from RefSeq and is a predicted model, not a curated record. Gene Ontology annotation, cellular component: endoplasmic reticulum; endoplasmic reticulum-Golgi intermediate compartment; COPII-coated ER to Golgi transport vesicle. NCBI's taxonomy places the organism in Eukaryota, Metazoa, Chordata, Lepidosauria, Squamata, Candoiidae. The coding region runs from base 41 to 751 and encodes 236 amino acids. The transcript is spliced from 4 exons. Gene Ontology annotation, biological process: endoplasmic reticulum to Golgi vesicle-mediated transport; intracellular protein transport; Golgi organization.
CGUCUUUCUUCUUCCGGGUGAAGCGGGGACUUGCAGCAGGAUGGCGGUGCCUUCCGCCCCAGGGCUUCGGCUGUGCCUGCUGCUGCUGCUGCUGCUUUGGGAGGCGCCGCGCAGGAUCCCCCGCGCGACGGCCCAGCCGCCGCCGCCGCCUCCGCACGAUGCCGAGUUCACCUUCCUGCUGCCCGCCGGGCGGAGGGAGUGCUUCUAUCAGGUCGCGCCCGCCAAUGGCUCUAUGGAGAUCGAGUACCAGGUUAUUGGCGGCGCUGGCCUCGAUGUUGACUUCUCCUUAGUGAGUCCUUCAGGCGCCUUGCUAGUGGAUGAGUAUCGGAGAUCAGAUGGGCUACACGGCAUUGAGCCUACAGAGGGGGGUGAUUACAAGCUGUGCUUUGACAACUCCUUUAGCACCAUUUCAGAGAAGUUGGUGUUCUUUGAGCUCAUCUUCGAUAGCCCCCAGGAAGAUGAGGACUUGAACCACUGGGGAGAAGUGGCAGAACCAGAAGAGAUGCUGGACAUUAAGAUAGGAGUCAUUAAGGAAUCUUUUGAAACCAUGAAGAGCCGCCUGGAAAGAAGCAUUCAUGUGCAGGCCCUUCUGCGAGCCUUUGAAGCCCGAGACCGCAACUUACAGGAAAGCAGUCUCAGUCGGGUCAAUUUUUGGUCAGCCGUCAACCUUAGCGUGCUACUGGUGGUGUCAUUUCUCCAGGUGUAUAUGUUGAAAAGCCUCUUUGAGGACAAGAGGAGAGUUUGGACGUAGCAGGAGGAAAAAUGGACUUCUCCACGCUUCUGCCUGUUUUGGUGGGGGGGGGUACCAUGUUGCUGAAGCUCAAGUACCAUGUAAAUCAGCUGCCAUUUCUUUCGUCAUCUCCCGACAAGAGGAGUUAAAACAUGCAAACAAGUUAAAGGAGGGGUGAAGGUGUAGCAAUUUCAUAUCCACAUGUUGUGUGGUGGUAUCAAGGAGAGCAUAGCUUGUUCUUAAAGGACUACAAGAAGUAGAAAUGGAAGAGUUAAGCACCGGACAGCUAACAAACAGAAGGCAACCUUAGUGUCACAUAUCUUUCAAUGGGUCUUUUGUUUACAGGGAAGGAAAGUGCCUCCCCAAAGACAGCGUGCAGCAGGGCUUGCUCAUGGCCUUAAUCUUGGAUAUUUUUGUGUGCCUUAAUAGGAAGCGUGGCCAAAAUUAGCUAUUUUCACUUCAACUGCAAAAUGACCUAUUCUUUACUGUCUCUGAUAAAUGUCCUUGCCCUAAGAAGUUUUAAACUACUACAGGGCACAAAUAGAACCAACGCUAGCUUUGGUUAUCUUUGCACUCCACGGAUGGGCUCUGUUUUCUCCAAGCAUGGCUGCAUAUGGAGCAUCUGUCACUACUAAAGAGACUGUGCAGUGUGCAAACGAUUUGUUACCUUGGAAAGAGCCAAUAUUUGUACCCAUUUGUAAAUGGUAUAGCCUAUUUCAGGAUUUUAAUUACCAUCAAAAGCCAAUUGCGAGACUGGGAGAAAGAUUGCUUUUCCACAAGCAGUUUUUUAAAGUAUGUUUCACUGUUGGAGGUGCUGCAGAGCCCUGUUCCAGCGUCCAGGACUAAUUAAAGCAGUCUGGUUGCAUUUA